Brassica oleracea var. oleracea is the source of this 1482-nucleotide messenger RNA. RefSeq names its product putative amidase C869.01. NCBI's taxonomy places the organism in Eukaryota, Viridiplantae, Streptophyta, Magnoliopsida, Brassicales, Brassicaceae. The record is from RefSeq and is a predicted model, not a curated record.
CCUCUCACAUCAUGCUCACAUCAACGUUCUCGAUCCAAGAAACCACAAUCCAAGACAUAAGACUUGCUUUCAACGAGAAACGACUUACAUCAAAGCAGCUCGUCGAGUUCUACCUCGAAGAGAUCUCCAAACUCAACCCGAUACUCUGCGCAGUCAUCGAGACGAAUCCAGACGCUUUGAUCCAAGGAGAACGCGAACUGAAAGAGGUUACCACUGAGCUUCCUUUCUUGCACGGUGUUCCGAUUCUCCUCAAGGAUUUAAUCUCCACCAAGGACAAGCUUAGCACCACGGCUGGCUCCUUGGCCUUGCUCGGUUCCGUCGUGAGACGAGACGCGGGUGUUGUCAAGAGACUGAGAGAGUCAGGUGCUGUGAUCUUGGGCAAGGCGAGCUUAAGCGAAUGGGCUCAUUUCAGAUCUUUCGAUAUCCCAAGUGGUUGGAGCGCACGUGGUCUCCAAGGAAAGAAUCCGUACGUUUUAACAGCAGAUCCGUGUGGGUCAAGUAGUGGUUCAGCUAUAUCAGUGGCGGCUAAUCUUGUGGCUGUGUCACUCGGGACUGAAACCGAUGUCCUCUGUCCGGCAAAUCAGAACUCGGUGGUCGGGAUUAAACCUACCGUCGGGCUGACUAGCCGGGCUGGUGUUGUUCCUGUCUCCUUGAGACAGGACAGUGUAGGGCCUAUAUGCAGGACAGUUUCGGAUGCUGUUAUUGUCCUUGAUGCUAUUGUGGGUUAUGAUCCCUUGGACGAAGCCACGAAGACUGCAUCCGAGUUCAUACCCGAAGGCGGUUACAAGCAGUUUCUGACAGCUAGUGGCCUUAAGGGGAAGAGACUAGGGGUCGUUAUGAAGCAUUCUCUUCUUCAUCAUCCCAUUGAAAUGUUAAGACGAGAAGGCGCCACCGUCAUUGAAGUACUGUCGAUACAGAACAUUGAAGUCAUUAUGGACUGGACCAAGAGCGGAGCAAGGACAGCACUCUUGGCUGAGUUCAAGAUGUCUCUCAAUGCAUAUCUUAAAGAUCUUGUGAAAUCACCGGUCCGGUCCUUAGCAGAUGUUAUUGCUUACAACGAGAAAUUCGCUGAAGAGGAAAAGGUGGAAGAAUGGGGACAAGAGCUUUUUCUUGCAGCAGAAGCUACCAACGGAAUGGGUGAGACAGAGAAAGCAGCCUUGCAGAAAAUGGAAGAUCUUUCCAGGAACGGACUGGAGAAGCUGAUGAAAGAAAAGGAGUUAGAUGCAAUCGUCUCACUUGGUUCAAAGAUGAGCAAUGUCCUCGCCAUUGGAGGGUAUCCAGGAAUCAAUGUCCCCGCAGGAUAUGAUAGCGAAGGAGUUCCAUUCGGAAUAACCUUUGGAGGAUUAAGAUUCUCAGAGCCAAAGCUCAUUGAGAUAGCAUAUGGCUUCGAACAAGCAACUUUGAUCAGGAAGCCACCCAAGUUCAAAGCUCAAGGCACGCAACGAAAACAAAGUUGCUGUUUUCUAUAAAGAUUAUAUCUUU